Messenger RNA from Saccharomyces paradoxus, 207 nucleotides. RefSeq names its product Meo1p (gene MEO1). The transcript has a single exon. Lineage: Eukaryota; Fungi; Ascomycota; Saccharomycetes; Saccharomycetales; Saccharomycetaceae. The record is from RefSeq and is a predicted model, not a curated record. Bases 1 to 207 code for a protein of 68 amino acids.
AUGGCUAUCACCCCUGACAAGCAGAAACAAGAACAACAACAUCAAUCGCAGGAGCAACCGCUCGACUAUGCUCACGUAUGCAAGUGUAUUGCUAUGUUCUUUGUCGUUGCGGGCGUGGUGCUGAUGUUCUUCGAGACCGGGUUGGACCCAGAACAGAAAGAGCAAAUCAAGCGACUCCACCAGUUGGACAGCAUUCCUCACGCUUGA